This is a messenger RNA of Phyllostomus discolor (pale spear-nosed bat), 426 nucleotides long. Its product is annotated as 40S ribosomal protein S26-like. Bases 36 to 293 code for a protein of 85 amino acids. The record is from RefSeq and is a predicted model, not a curated record. NCBI's taxonomy places the organism in Eukaryota, Metazoa, Chordata, Mammalia, Chiroptera, Phyllostomidae. Gene Ontology annotation, biological process: translation. Gene Ontology annotation, molecular function: mRNA binding; structural constituent of ribosome. Gene Ontology annotation, cellular component: cytosolic small ribosomal subunit; ribosome. The transcript is spliced from 2 exons.
GCUUCCAAUGACCAAAUAAAGAAAGAACAGUGGUCAUGCCAAAAAAAGGCCACAGCCAAGUGCAGCCUAUUCACUGCACCAACUGCACCCAAUAUGUGCCCAACAACAAGACCAUCAAGAAGAAGUUCCUCAUUCAAAACAUAGUAGAGGCAGCAGCCAUUAGGGACAUUUCCAGAGCAAGUGUCUUUGACACCUAUGUGCUUCCCAAGCUGUAUGUGAAACUACAGUACUGUGUGAGUUGUGCUAUUCACAGCAAGGUAGUCAGGAGUUCUCAUGCAGCCCAGAAGGACUGAACACCUCCCUCAUUUAGACCUGUGAGUGUUGCCCCAUAACCUCCACCAAAGCCCAUGUAAGAAGCCGAGUCUUCAAGGACUGAAGAAAAGUUGUCUGGAAAAAAAAUAAAAUGGAAAUUGUACUUAAAAAAAA